CGGCGUUUGGUAUGGAGUUGAAGGUGCCGAAGCGAACGUCGACCGUGGACGCUGCUGCCUUGUUCGUUGCCAACGGUCACGUUGGACUCAGGCUUCGGGCUUCAGGCUUUGGUGUAGGAAUGCCGGGCUGGAGUGAUUGGUGUGGAUGUUGCAGAACCCGGACUGCAGUUGGGAAAUAGCCUUAGGCGUUAGCUUGCUUACCUUAGGUAGGGUGAGGUCAAGUUCCACCUUCUGCAAAGCGCCUAC
Colletotrichum acutatum is the source of this 246-nucleotide messenger RNA. RefSeq lists its product as uncharacterized. The transcript has a single exon. The record is from RefSeq and is a predicted model, not a curated record. Bases 12 to 179 code for a protein of 55 amino acids. NCBI's taxonomy places the organism in Eukaryota, Fungi, Ascomycota, Sordariomycetes, Glomerellales, Glomerellaceae.